GCAGAAGACAAAAACUAAGUAAUACUGAGAACCUCCCGAGUUUCACGUAAAACCGAGAGGACCUGAGGCUGAUUUUAUUCGUUGGGUUAAAAUUCCAAGGAGUCUGGAAUCGGAGAUCUUCGGCGGCCGAGCUUUGGAGCGGGUCUACGUGAUUCUGAACACCAUUUCCAAAGGAUGAGUUCGAAACGGGUUGUCCGAUCUUAUUCAGCGAACGGCCGUUACCCUUCGUUCGACAACAACGAGGAGGAUGCACCGCCCGUCCGUGGAGAGUCCAGCCGCAAUUACUUUCUGAAUGUGCGGCCCGAGAACAGGCAAACAUUUUGUACUAUUAUUGCUCAGAUCACUGAAGAGACCCAGCCUGGGUUUGAAACCACACUGAAAUCCCACUCAGUGUCUGAAAAUGCUGAUGUCAAGUUUACCUGCACCGUUACAGGCCACCCUGCCCCAGAGAUCACAUGGUACAAAGAUGACACGGAGAUGGACCGAUACUGUGGCCUUCCCAAAUAUCAAAUAUUCCACUAUGGAAAGAAGCACUCCCUUCAGCUGUAUAGAUGCACAGAAGAUGAUGCGGCCAUUUACCAAGCUUCAGCUAGAAACAGCAAAGGGAUUGUGUCCUGUUCUGGUGUUCUGGAGGUGGGCACCAUGAACGAGUACAAGAUCCAUCAGCGGUGGUUCGCCAGGCUUAAGCAGAAAGCAGAUGCCAAAAGGCGUGAGUUGGAGGAGACCAGGAUUAAGGACAAGGAGAACAUCGCCCGUAUGGCCAACGUUCGGGACAGCAAUCUCCAGAGGACACUGAGUCCAGAGAGAGCCCAGCGGAAGCGGAAGUCACAGGCUGAGGCCAGGGCAGGUUCCCUUGACUCUUCGAAGAACAAAGAGGAUGGGCUCAAAGUUCACAUUGCUGAUCCAGACGCUGCUUUGCACAAGAACGUGGAGGCCGCUUGGAGUGUUGACAAGAUGGAGAAGCCCACUGCUUCAGCGCCGGAGGUUCAGAAUGGCUAUGUGACUGGUCCCCAAGGGACUGAUCUUGUUGCAGUUAAAGGCGGGAACAAUUCGCUGGAGGACUUGGAAAAUGACAUCUUAUUCAGCAGCGGCAUCCGUGAAAUGGAGCCACUCAUUUUGGCUAAACCUGUAGAUAAGGAGUUUGCAGCGAGAAAGAAGAAAAGGAAGCUUUCAGGGGAAGAGGUCAGACUCUCACUGAGAAGAGCAGAGAGCAACUCUCAGAGUGCCCGUGACGAAGCUGCGCGAAAUGCCGUCGAUCAAAACAAGAGCUCUGGCAUUUUGUCACGUUACCUCCGAGACACUUUGAAGAGAAGCAAACCACACAGGGGUCCCCAGACCUUUGUAUCUGGGGAUCAUAUGGAGAUUGAUGAGCAGGUAUCAUCAGUGACGUUAGGACAGAGGCAGCACACUGCGGAGCCUUCUGGUCCAAAAAGUGAGCAAGCCGAGCAAGAAAAGGACUCAAGUUGUCAGCCAUGCAAAGACAUAGAGUCUGGACUGACAAAGUUUACAAAUCAAGAGCCAACAGAAUCCAGUCCCCAGUCUCCUGCCAGAGACCUGUACUUCUCUAUGAAGGAAAUGUACCUUGAAACUAUUUUGGGACCAGGGGUACAUGGGAAGCAACAGUUACCUCAAGUUAUGGAGAAGAAUAAUGAGGCUGACUCCCACCUCCGGGAUCACACCUUUGGCCAGAAGACAUUUCCAAGUGAGGACCCUGAUGUGCCAGAUCUGGCGGAUGUGAAGUUGGAAAAUGCCACUAAGUCGAUGAAGACAAGUGAGGAACUACAGAGUAUGGGAAUAUCAGGGAGUGAACUGGACAUUACAAUGCCUUGUGUCAGCGUAGAAAUGCAAGAGAAAAACGCAGGUGGUAAUGUGCAGCAGUCUUUAGAAAUAAAAGAGGAUGCCAGCACAAGUGAACCUGUAACGAGCAGCACCAGAUCUGUGGAUAGAUCUGGGAUAGAGGCCGAAGGCUGCUUUAGCUUUCCUCUCGUUCCCGUGGAUACAAUACUGCAGCCCACUUUCCAGAACUCGUUGGUAGCUGCUCAAGCCAUGGCUGAACCUAAGGCUUCACCUCCUCAUGGGCAAGAUGACCCUGCAGAACAUCCAUGUAUAGUCUUGCCAGCACAGCAGCAGGCUCAUGAAAUCAUUCCUGAGAUGUUGGACUUGGAGAAGCAGGCAGAACAUGAUGCUUCGCCUGCCUCUGAGAGGGUGGACAGUGAGUGCAGUGUUGGUGCCUUCAGUGAUGAGUGGGAGAAAUUGGAUAUCCCGAGCAGCCCUGAGCAAACUGACAUCUCAGAUGUGCAGCCUACUCCAGUGAUCUUGACCUUGAAGGUGACAGAGCCAUACCUAGGGGACUGUUACAGUGAAGAUGUAUCACUACCUCAGAGUGACGAAACGGUAAAGCCAGCCAUUCGGGGGAUAGAUGCUGCUACACAGACUGACCAGCAGGAAAGUGUGGGCCUCACAACUGAUAUUAAAGCAAUGGAGCUCACUGCUGCACCUGUUGUAGAUACCUCCCAAAUUAUUGUUGUCCCUCCAACCUGUCCAGAGGAGCCGGUACUAGUAGAUCAAGUGCCCCCAACAGCAAAGGAGGCAGUGGGUCAACAGGUUGCUACAGGUUCACGGCCUGAAAGCACAUCCAUUAGCUUGGCAGUUCCCGUUGUUGAAGAGAUUCCUGACGAUGCAGGUUGUGGGUUUGAGGAGGAAGAAGUUGCUGAGGUUGAAGGUGAAUUGUUGAAAGUCGAUCAGGUGGAGAAUGCAGGAUCUAAGGAGAAGGAGCAAGGAGAAGUAUCCCCAGAUGGUUUUGGCUCUAACUUUGUGGAAAAAUUCCUAUCUUAUUUAAAAAUACCCAGUUUUCUAUUGGGUGAAAGAUCAGUCACCAGCACUGGGAAACCAGAGGCAAGUACUGAUCUUCCACCUGCCCCUGCCUUGCACUUGCGCAGUGAAGACACAACUAAGGAGCGUACAGAUCUUUCUGAAUCCCCAGCUACUGGUGUGGAGUUGCUGUUGGAGACAGAGGCUGCCCGCGUUCCGGCCAGCACUGAAGACCUCCAGCUCACUGGUGGAGACAAUGCAUUGGAUCCGCCAUCAGGAGAGACAGUCAUCGAUCCUGUUGAACUCAGCAUUAGGUCGUUAUUGACUACCGUGGAAGAACCCAACAUGGACUCUAUUAUCAUUGUGACACCGCCGUCAGAAUUAAGCGUCGAUGCUCCCCUCUCUUCUGUUGUACACCCACAUGCCCAUGAAGAUGAUAGCACUGUCGCUGCGGUCGAUACUGGUGAUUCAAAGUUAACUCUUCAACCAACUGUCCCAGAGAUACCAUCCGGAAAGUCUACCAAGCCAAGUAAAACUGAGGCAUUAAAGCAUCCGAGCUUGGGGGUGGCAUCUUCGUCUUCUCUUCCAGUCACCUUGGAAAAUAAGAGUCCUGUGAGUUCAGAGGAAGAGCAUGGUACUUUGGAAAAAAGUAAAACUGAUGUUACUGAGCACAAGUCUGAUGUAGACACAGCAGAAGAAAGCAGCAGGGUGGAGAACAUUAUAGGAGAUGGAAAUAAGCUGUUGAAAGUGUCAUCUGUCCCCAGUGAUGGAACAGUUCCCACUCUGGAAACUGUAACACCAAGUUCUGGAGAUGCAACCCCUGGCAGUGCUCUGCAGACAGCAAAGAUAAUGCCUGUUGUGCGGGUGGCAGAACUAAGCCAGGUACCGUGCAUUGUGGUGGACAGUGUAACAGCUAAGAGCACAGUGCAGGAGAGAAUAGAGGAUGACAAGGCAGUGAAGAAAGACGCACCCACAGCACGAACUGUGCAGGGCUCGGGCACCAAGGCAAAGCCCGGCGAUGCGCUGCCUUCCAUUCCGUCUGCCACUCCAGAGGAGCUUGCCUCAGGAGCCCGCCGCAAGAUCUUCCUGCCCAGGUCCAAGCAAGUGGACGAGUUGGAAGGGCUCGUUUUGGAAGUGCCUGGCUUGCCAGCGCACCCAAAGAAAGAGGAAGCAAGUCGAUUCCCAUUAACUCCCAAAAGGAGCGCGGCGCUGCUGCAAGCUCCAGCAGUGCCGCAAACCACGCCGCUGGAGAGGUAUUCCCCAACGACAACACGCAAGAUGUCCACGCUGGAAGUACCAAAGCUUUACGAAGACCCCGGAGACAAGGCAGAGACAGCCAUGGACUCUGCUAGAAGUGGAGGGAAAACUGAGGAUACCAAAUCAACAAAGAACUUCUUGAAAGCUCCACAGGUGAUUCGAAAGAUCAGAGCUGAACAAUUUUCAGAUGCUUCUGGGAACCUGAAGCUUUGGUGCCAGUUCUUUAAUGUGCUGAAUGACUCCACCAUCAGAUGGGACAAAGAUGGACUUCGCUUGAACAAGCUGAAGCGAAGCGCUGGUGAUGAGAGUCAGGUGUCACUGGCAAUUGUAGAGGCUUCGGCGAAGGACUGUGGUGUUUACAGGUGUGUCAUGGAAAACGAAUAUGGUUCAGAUGCCACCGAUUUCCUCUUGAGCAAUGAAACGUUGAGUGGAUUUAUUUCAAGAGAAGAAAUUGAAGUGGGUGAGGAAAUCGAGAUGACCCCCAUGCCAAUCACCAAAGGUUUAACUGACACAGGUUUCUGGGGCAACAAACUCUUUGGCAGAAUUAUGACAAAGGACCUUUACGUUGGUAAUGGAUUUCGGCGUAAAGCGAGCCGGGUGAAGGUCAUCUAUGGAUUAGAGCCGAUAUUCGAAUCUGGUGCUACUUGUAUUGUCAAAGUGCGAAACUACAUUUCUUAUGGGACCAAGCAUGAGAGUAGCCUUACUGAAAGCAACCACAAUCUCACUAUGCAAGAAUGUAAACUUCAAAAUACAGCAAGAGAAUACAGUAAAAUAUUUGCAGCUGAAACUCGGGCAGUCGAUGGCUUUGGUUCAGUGCCAGAGGUAAUUCCACUGCACUUGCUCUAUCGGCCUGCCAACAACAUACCUUAUGCAACCAUUGAGAGGGACUUGGUUGGACAAUUCAUGAAGUACACUAUGGAAGACAAGAGCAAGAACUUGGUAGAUGAGACUGCCUCUGAAAUUGAGCAGAAGUGUCACGCCUUUCAACACUGGGUUUACCAAUGGACAAACAGCAACUUGCUAGUGACUGACUUGCAAGGAGUGGGACUGAAGAUUACAGGUGUGCAGAUUGCAACUAAUUCCAAAGGGUAUCAGGGACUGACAGGAAAUCGCUCUUCCUCUGUUAUUGAUGAAUUUCCCGACACCCAUCACUGUAACCGCUUUUGCGAGGUGCUGGGGUUGAAGUCAUUGAAGAACAUUGAUAGCCUCCAGCCACAUAAACCCAAGGGAUCCAAAAGUCCAUCGAUGACCAGGAGGCCUCAGUCAGCCCAGUCCAGUCCUCAGACCCAGAGAAAGGGUCAGUCCAGCCCACAGACCCAGAGGAAGGGUCAGUCCAGCCCACAGACCCAGAGGAAGGGUCAGUCCAGCCCACUGAUCCAACGGAAGGGACAGACCAGUCCACUGGUUCCGCGGAAAGGCCCGACGAGCCCACAAGCUGCUCGAAAAAAUGCAACAAGCCCUGGCAUUGUAGGCAAAGCAGACAAUGCAGAAAACUCGCAGGAAACAGCGAAGGACCAGACUGUGGAGAUCCCCAAGUCUGUCAGACUUCGAUAG
Messenger RNA from Hypanus sabinus (Atlantic stingray), 5622 nucleotides. RefSeq names its product alpha-kinase 3a (gene alpk3a). Gene Ontology annotation, molecular function: ATP binding; protein serine/threonine kinase activity. Gene Ontology annotation, cellular component: nucleus. Bases 175 to 5622 code for a protein of 1815 amino acids. Gene Ontology annotation, biological process: cardiac muscle cell development; protein phosphorylation. The transcript has 15 exons. The record is from RefSeq and is a predicted model, not a curated record. Lineage: Eukaryota; Metazoa; Chordata; Chondrichthyes; Myliobatiformes; Dasyatidae.